Molecule: messenger RNA, 3660 nt
Organism: Erpetoichthys calabaricus (reedfish)
Lineage: Eukaryota; Metazoa; Chordata; Cladistia; Polypteriformes; Polypteridae
Gene: tmc5
Product: transmembrane channel like 5
Exons: 25
Coding region: 290-3283 (997 amino acids)
Cellular component (GO): plasma membrane
Molecular function (GO): mechanosensitive monoatomic ion channel activity
Source: RefSeq, a predicted model, not a curated record
UCCAAGAACCGUGGCGUCAGAUGUCGAACGCGCUGAAAGCUAUGGCAGAGUUCAGACCGCUAAGCUAUCACCUGGGGCACAAAGCCGAAUAAACCUGAGGAUCCGAAGAACAAAACAGAUUCCUUUUCUGUCGGCAACGUUGAUCGAAACCUUCGUGUAAAGAUACCGAGCAGAACCUGAGUGUCCGAAGAGGAUGAGAACGAAGCAGCAGGUGAUGCUUGGACAUUAGCAAUGCUGAAGAGAAGCUGAGACAAGGGGCCUACUGCAAGUGCCUACAGAUUCCUCCAGGAUGUCCCGACAAACCAGAGAUGGGGUGCUGAACCCAGCCUACCAUGACUCCGAAACCCUGCAGAUGGGUCGCGGUUCGGCUCAAAGGCCACCACAGCAGAACCCCUAUGGAAGCACAGAGAGGACUUAUGACGAAGGGCUUCAGGCUUCUGGGCGCCAGGACUGGGACUCUGCGGAGCACAUACCAAUGGCGUCCCUGGCAGGGGGCCAGAGCUGGGACCAGCAGCCGGGGGGAUUAAGCAACGCAGGAUACGAGUGGGACUCUGCUAGUGACCCUGGCGGAGCGAGAGCCGGUGACUUCAGAGAGCAAGAGAGGCCGAGACUGAGGACGAAAAGGAGCAGCAUUUUACGGCAACUACGAAUGCGCAAUUCCAGCCUCUUUUUCCGGGGCGCUUUGAGUUCAUCUGCACUUGGCUGGCUGAGGCUCACUGCUGAGGACACUCAGGACAAGACGGCACAGGAAGAGCAACAGCUUAUUAUAGAACUGGUGGCCAUGUCGUUCUAUGAUCGGGUUCGAGCCAUCCGUCAGCUCCCCGUGAGUCUUCAUGAAAAGAAACAAAUCCGGAAGCGAGUGCUGCUGGAGAAAACGUCAAAGAAAGGCCGCAUAAACUGGUACAUGGACUGCAGGGACAACUUUUACCUGUUCCACAGACGAUGCAGCACAUUUGUGACAAAUGCUUACCACACGCUGCAGCUCUGGCAGGGAGGCCUGAAGGACAUCGGAGGGAAGUUCGGCAGCAGCAUCCUCUCCUACUUUCUGUUCAUCAAGUGGCUGCUCAUGUUCAGCAUUUUCUCCUUUCUGGUGAACUUCGGCUUCAUCACGGUGCCUCAACUGUUUGAUCGCGACACUGUGAACAACGGGACCUUUAAAGGGCUGGAGCUCCUGACCGGAGAGGGUUAUUUCACACAGUCAGUCCUGUUCUACGGUUUUUACACCAACAAGUCUGUGACUGGUGGAAGCUCCAGUAACUCCACUGGCAGCCUGCUCCCCUAUGACAUGCAGCUGGCCUACUUCUUCACCAUCUCCGUCUAUUUCGUGCUCUGCUGCCUCAGUCUGGUGUACAGCGCUGCCAGUUCGUUUCAUAAGAAUUUCAUGUCCGCCAGCGAGCUGAGCAGGUCCGGACGUCUCCUGUUCAGCUGGGACUUCAGGGUCAGCAAUGACAAGGCUGUCCGAAGUCGACAAAAGAAUCUGAGCACCCAGCUCAAGGAGUUGCUCUCUGAACACCUGCAGCAGAAACUCUGCAUGACCUUCGACGAGCGGAUCAAGCGCUUUGGGCGCCACCUGCUGGCCUGGUUUGUCUCUAGCGGGUUGGCCAUUGGUUGCAGUGCUGCUGUCUACUUCCUGUGCCUUUAUAACGUCAAUUCUUCCCCGUGGAACAACAGAAGUGAUCUGACCAAAGAGGCCUCCACUCUACUCCUGCCAAUCGUCGUGUCCCUCAUCAAUCUCAUUGUGCCCCUGCUGUACAGCUUGCUAAGGAACAUCGAGUUCUUCACCUUCCCACGGCACGAGCUCUACACACUCAUUCUGAGAAAUGUCAUUCUGAAGAUGUCUAUCAUAGGGGUGCUUUGUUACUAUUGGCUGGACAAAGUGGUGAACUGUGGAAUACCAUGCUGGGAGACGUUUGUUGGCGGAGAUAUCUAUAGACUUGUUGUCAUCGAUUUCUUUUUCUGCCUGUUUGCUUGCUUCUUCGGAGAGUUUCUGCACAAAGUCAUUGGAACAAGGUUCUUCCCAAGACUAGGAGUUCCAGAGUUUGAUAUCGCCCGCAACGUUCUGGACCUGAUUUAUGCACAGACGCUGGCCUGGAUUGGAAUUUACUUCUCGCCUCUGUUGCCACUCAUCCAGAUCAUCAAGCUCUUCCUGAUGUUCUACGUGAAAAAGUUUAGUCUGAUGCAGAACUGUCAUCCACCCCAGCGGUCAUGGCGUGCUGCCCAAAUGAUGACCAUUUUCAUCCUCAUCCUUUUCUUCCCAUCCUAUGUUGGAGUGCUGAUUACUAUUGCAGUCAUCUUUUGGAGGAUUACGCCUUCCAGUAGCUGUGGGCCGUUCAGAGGGCUCAACGUUCCCUUUGAUGUGAUCGCUAACUGGAUCGAUUCGAUCACACUGCCUGGGUCCCAGUGGGUUGUGUGGAUCUACAACAACCUCAUUCAGAGUGUCCUCUUCUUUUUUAUCCUCACACUCCUUGUCUUGAUUCUGAUCUAUGUCUACUACCAGAUUGUGGUGGGACGGAAAAAGCUGAUUGCCAUUUUGCGGGAUCACAUUGCUAACGAGGGGAAAGACAAGGCCUUCCUGCUUGAAAAGUUAAAAAAGCUUCAAAGUCAAUCAAUGUCAUCUUUAUAUCAGGACCCGAGUCUGGAGGCCAUGGGUUCAAAGCAGGACAUCCAGGAUAGAGAGGUGAGAGGCUCCAGUCAGAGCAGGACUCCGUCUAAGGGUACCUCCACUUUUCAGUUAGGAAGAUCUCAAAGUCUACAGGAGACGAGUAACAGGAGACAGCCCGCCAGUUUUUCAGGGGAGAGGUGGAGUGCUAGAGACUCUGAACAUGAAUAUGUCCUUCCAGAUAUAUUGGAGGAGCCUCAACAGCAGCCCUGGCCUGGGGCGUCAGGUUCUCAGCAGCAGGACAUCCAGGAUAGAGAGGUGAGAGGCUCCAGUCAGAGCAGGACUCCAUCUGAGGGCACCUUCCCUGUUCAGUUAAGAAGAGCACCAAGUCUACAGGAGACGAGUAACAGGAGACAGCCCACCAGUUUUUCAGGGGAGAGGCAGAGUGCUAGAGACGCUGAACGAGAAUACGUCCUUCCAAAUGUAUUGCAGGAGCCUCAACAGCAGCCCUGGCCUGGAGCGCCAGGUUUUCAGCAGGCCCCGCCAAAUUACAUUCCUCCGGAUUAUCCCGUGGAUGAUGACUCCUCCAUGGAAGGCGGCACACUCCCCGUCUCUGAUGCACUGGCACAAGCUUUGUGGGCACGACGCCAGGCCGAGGAUGAGGAGGAGGAAGGACGCUACUGAGAAGGGAGCCUCGUGAAGAUGGAAGGACCUGACUGAUUGAUCUUCAGGAAGGAUGUCCUUACUGGACCUCCCACGUCCUCUCAGGACGGACCUUCUCAGCGAUCAGCACGUACUUUAUGCGACCAUCUUUGAAUGACUCCGAGUUCACCACUAUGUGUUAUCCCACGAGGCUUGAAAAGAACAUUUCACUUUGAAUGUCAUGCACUAGUUCUUCCAUUUUGAGCAGAAUGGCCCUCCAUAAUGUAUAUUUAAAUAUAUUUAAAAAGAACACAAAUGUCAUGAAAACAGGUUUAGACACUGUUUAAAAUUAUGUUUUAUAUAAUGUAAUAUCUUCAUUGCUGACUUUAACAUAAAUUUGAAUCUGAUUCCAUAAGAGC